Molecule: messenger RNA, 3096 nt
Organism: Carlito syrichta (Philippine tarsier)
Lineage: Eukaryota; Metazoa; Chordata; Mammalia; Primates; Tarsiidae
Gene: CDC23
Product: cell division cycle 23
Exons: 16
Coding region: 41-1834 (597 amino acids)
Biological process (GO): cell division
Cellular component (GO): anaphase-promoting complex
Molecular function (GO): protein binding
Source: RefSeq, a predicted model, not a curated record
GCCAGUGAUUGGCUGGAGUGAAUUGGUCCACGGCAGGAAAAUGGCUGCGAGUUCUUCUGUAGUCCCUGUGGCUGGGGCCGCGGCAGUGGCGCCGGUCCUGUCCACGAACGGCGACUUCUCAGAUUUGCGGGAAAUUAAAAAGCAGCUGCUGCUUAUUGCGAGCCUUACCCGGGAGCGGGGCCUGCUGCACAGUAGCAAAUGGUCCGCUGAGUUGGCCUUCUCCCUCCCGGCGUUGUCCCUGGCCGAGCUGCCGCCGCCGCCGCCUGUUACAGAGGAGGAUGCUCAGGAUAUGGAUGCUUACACCCUGGCCAAGGCCUACUUUGAUGUUAAAGAGUAUGAUCGGGCAGCACAUUUCCUGCAUGGCUGCAAUAGCAAGAAAGCCUAUUUCCUAUAUAUGUAUUCCAGAUAUCUGUCUGGAGAAAAAAAGAAGGAUGACGAAACAGUUGAUAGUUUAGGCCCCCUGGAGAAAGGACAAGUGAAAAAUGAGGCUCUCAGAGAACUGAGAGUGGAGCUCAGCAAAAAACACCAAGCUCGGGAACUUGAUGGAUUUGGCCUUUAUCUUUAUGGUGUGGUGCUUCGAAAACUGGACUUGGUAAAAGAGGCGAUUGAUGUGUUUGUGGAGGCUACUCAUGUUUUGCCCUUGCACUGGGGAGCCUGGUUAGAACUGUGUAACCUGAUCACAGACAAAGAGAUGCUGAAGUUCCUGUCUUUGCCAGACACCUGGAUGAAAGAGUUUUUUCUGGCUCAUAUAUACACAGAGUUGCAGUUAAUAGAGGAGGCUCUGCAAAAGUAUCAGAAUCUCAUUGAUGUGGGCUUCUCUAAGAGCUCAUAUAUUGUUUCCCAAAUUGCUGUGGCCUAUCACAAUAUCAGAGAUAUUGACAAAGCCCUCUCCAUUUUUAAUGAGCUAAGGAAACAAGACCCCUACAGGAUUGAAAAUAUGGACACAUUCUCUAACCUUCUUUAUGUCAGGAGCAUGAAAUCUGAGUUGAGUUAUCUGGCUCAUAACCUCUGUGAGAUUGAUAAAUAUCGUGUAGAAACAUGCUGUGUAAUUGGCAAUUAUUAUAGUUUACGUUCUCAGCAUGAGAAAGCAGCCUUAUAUUUCCAGAGAGCCCUGAAGUUGAAUCCUCGAUAUCUUGGGGCCUGGACGCUGAUGGGGCAUGAGUACAUGGAAAUGAAGAACACGUCUGCUGCUAUCCAGGCUUAUAGACACGCCAUUGAGGUCAACAAGCGGGACUACAGAGCUUGGUAUGGUCUUGGACAGACUUAUGAAAUCCUUAAGAUGCCAUUUUACUGCCUUUAUUAUUACAGGCGGGCCCAUCAGCUUCGGCCCAAUGAUUCUCGUAUGCUAGUUGCUUUAGGAGAAUGUUAUGAGAAACUCAACCAACUAGUGGAAGCCAAAAAGUGUUAUUGGAGAGCUUACGCCGUGGGAGAUGUGGAGAAAAUGGCUCUGGUGAAACUGGCAAAGCUUCAUGAACAGUUGACUGAGUCAGAACAGGCUGCCCAGUGUUACAUCAAAUAUAUCCAAGAUAUCUAUUCCUGUGGGGAAAUCGUGGAACACUUGGAGGAAAGCACUGCUUUCCGCUAUCUGGCACAGUACUAUUUUAAGUGCAAGCUGUGGGAUGAAGCUUCAACUUGUGCCCAAAAGUGUUGUGCAUUCAAUGAUACCCGAGAGGAAGGUAAGGCCUUACUCCGGCAAAUCCUCCAGCUACGGAACCAAGGCGAGACUCCCACCACCGAGAUGCCUGCUCCGUUUUUCCUUCCUGCUUCACUCUCUGCCAACAACACUCCCACACGCAGAGUUUCUCCACUCAACUUGUCUUCUGUCACACCGUAGUUGGCUACUUUCAAGCCAGCACAUUAUUAGACUCAUCUUAAAAGCCUUACCUACAUGUAAAGAACAGUCCCGUCUGUUCUUUCAAGGACCUCUGCUCUUCUUGGAAACAACUCCAUGGGGACAGUUUAUAUAAUCACUUUCAGAGGCAGACUGACAGAAUACUGGCAGGAACAGACAUUGUCUUUUGUCAGUUAGAAGCACUUCUGUCCAGAGACUGGCUAUAGAUCUUGGCCUUCUUCUCUGAGCCAUUUGCCCCCGAAAUAAAAAUCCCUUUUAUAGCACUUUAGCACAGGCAAUGCUACAGGAAGCUGCUGGGAGCGGGAGAGGCAUGGGAGAAAAGUCUGCCACUCUACCCUCUGCUGGCAGUAGACUGAAUACUCUAGGAGGAUGUCAGGGCAAUGGGUAGAAAUGAACUUGCUCUUGGAUUUGCUGAGCCUGACUGCUAUUCUGAUGUCAGAGAUUAGGUUUAAAUGGAGUGGUGCUAUAUAUCCUUACUUUAGGGAGAUAAUCUUCUAAAAGUGUUAAGGAGGACCUUCUAAAAGCUUUUGGAAGUAACUUGAGUUGAAUAAAAGAAGGGCAAAAGAAUAUCACUGAGCUUGGAACUUCUGGUGGCCCUUACUGAGGGCAAAAGCUGGCUAUAGUAUUAGCUAUACUACCAAAGCAAAGCAAGGAGACAGGAUUACAGAUUAUCUAAUGGACAAAAUAACUUGUGUUUAUACAGAUAAGAAUAAACUUACUUUAAGCUGGUCUGUUUUAGUAAGUUUUUGAUGCAAUUGUCUAUUUUUUCCCUCCCAUCUCCAAUACAAUGUUUUCAGCCUUUAUCUAAGCAUAGGGAAUCAUUCUUGGAGUGCUCUUAGAGGGCUUCCCACCUGUGCAUGUGUCCAGUAGGAGGUAAUAUGCUACGACUCUAGUAUCUGCUGUGAUGAAUGUGUACAGUAGAUCCUAAGUAUCAUUCCGAGCUCAGGGUUGGUCUAGGCUCCAUUCUUAUUCCCACAACAUAUCUGUCACCUAUUUACUUCCUAACAUACGAAACUUCAUCUUACAUAUUAAGGAAGGUUUAGAAUAGCUAAUGCCACUUGAAUUCAUUUCUUACCAAGCCUUCUUAGGCCAGCUGUACACUAGUUACUGGUCUCCACUGCCACGCUUGUGCAAGGGGGUCUCAUUGGCCAGAAGGAUGAAGUUUGAUUCUCAGUUUUUCUGCCCCUUUUAUAAUGUUCUAAUGAUUUUGCUACAUUUUGAAUUCAAAUAAAUGUGAACAAUAA